This is a messenger RNA of Vigna angularis (adzuki bean), 1955 nucleotides long. RefSeq names its product zinc finger CCCH domain-containing protein 49. Gene Ontology annotation, cellular component: U2-type catalytic step 1 spliceosome; U2-type catalytic step 2 spliceosome; Prp19 complex. The transcript has 4 exons. The coding region runs from base 199 to 1647 and encodes 482 amino acids. Lineage: Eukaryota; Viridiplantae; Streptophyta; Magnoliopsida; Fabales; Fabaceae. The record is from RefSeq and is a predicted model, not a curated record. Gene Ontology annotation, molecular function: metal ion binding; U6 snRNA binding; pre-mRNA binding.
AAUCAAAUGUUAAAUAAAGAAGUAUAAUCCACCCUGUUUAUCUCCACUUGCUGUUUGCUGCUGUGGAGUGGACAGGCCCCAAACGCAUACUCAUUUGAUUUUGAAUUGCUUCUUUCCUCCUUCUACUUGUUUCUUCUUUGUAUUUGAUUUGAUUUUGGCACAAGGAGGAAGGGGUUAUUGUGAAACCCUAACCUAAUCAUGGCGCACAGGUUGCUCAGAGACCACGAAGCCGACGGUUGGGAGCGCUCCGAUUUUCCUAUUAUCUGCGAAUCCUGCCUCGGCGACAGCCCAUACGUUCGAAUGACCAAAGCAGACUAUGACAAGGAGUGCAAGAUAUGUACACGGCCAUUCACUGUUUUCAGAUGGAGACCUGGUCGAGAUGCAAGAUAUAAGAAAUCUGAGAUCUGUCAGACGUGCAGUAAAUUGAAAAAUGUCUGUCAAGUGUGCCUUCUGGACCUUGAAUAUGGACUACCAGUUCAAGUUCGGGACACUGCUCUCAGUAUUGAUUCCAAUGAUGCCAUUCCAAAGAGUGAUGUUAAUAAGGAGUAUUUCGCUGAAGAGCAUGACCGUAGGGCUAGAGCUGGUAUAGAUUAUGAAUCCUCUUAUGGUAAAGUACGCCCAAAUGAUACUAUCAUGAAGCUUCAAAGGACAACACCAUAUUACAAGAGGAACCGAGCACAUAUUUGCAGUUUCUACAUAAGGGGUGAAUGUACCAGAGGAGCUGAGUGCCCUUAUCGACAUGAGAUGCCAGUUACUGGGGAGUUGUCUCAACAAAAUAUUAAAGAUCGUUAUUAUGGAGUGAAUGAUCCAGUGGCUUUGAAGCUACUUGGCAAGGCAGGAGAGAUGACCACUCUGGAGGCUCCUGAGGAUGAGAGCAUUAAAACUCUUUAUGUUGGUGGACUUGAUGCUAGGGUCACUGAGCAGGAUUUGAGGGAUCACUUCUAUGCCCAUGGAGAAAUUGAAUCCAUCAAAAUGGUUCUCCAGCGGGCUUGUGCUUUUGUAACAUAUACAACCAGGGAAGGUGCAGAGAAAGCAGCAGAAGAACUCUGCAACAAAUUGGUUAUUAAGGGCCUAAGGUUAAAGCUGAUGUGGGGCAGGCCUCAGACAUCAAAACCUGAGUCUGACAGUUCUGAUCAAGCAAGGCAGCAGGCAUCUGUAGCUCACAGCGGAUUGUUGCCUCGGGCAGUUAUAUCACAGCAGCAGAACCAGGACCAAACUCAAGGAGUGGUUUACUAUAACAAUCCUCCACCUCCUCAGCAGGAAAGAAGCUACUACCCAUCAAUGGAUCCUCAAAGAAUGGGUGCUCUUAUUCCAUCCCAAGAUGGUCCUCCUCCUGGUGGGCCUUCUGGGUCAGGGGAGAACAAGCCUGGUUUGGAAAAGCAGCAGAUGCAACAUUAUCCCCAUUCAUUGAUGCCUCCUCCACCUGGUCAAUAUCAUCAUCAGUAUUAUCCUCCAUAUGGUUAUAUGCCUCCAGCUCCCCCUUAUCACCAUCAUCAGUAUCCACCUCCAUACAAUGCUGCAGGGCCUCCAUCACAGCCAUCAGCAAGAAAUCAUCCUUAUCAGCAUUCUAUACAGCCAGGGUCUGGACAGGCCGCAACUGCCCCAGCUGAAACUGGAACAUCAACUUCAGGGUCACAGCAGCAAUAAAAUUUCUCAUAUACUGAUGUUUCCAGUUAUGUUCAAUUAUUGUUCGAAGUUUUUCAAUAAACUGACCAUGCCGAUAGGGAAGAUAUUCACACUCAAGCUAUCAAUUUACUAUCUCUGCUGGCAUGAUGUUAGCGUUUGGUGGCUUGAACAAGUUAUUCCAUGAUUUGAUUUUGUGCUCUUUUAACUCUUGGCUUCCUUGUUAGAUCAUAGUCAUGCUCAGCUUUAGUAUUACUCUUCACUGAAUUCUGUUGUUACAACUAAUGUUUUGAUUAUAUAGCACUCAGUAAAGAUGGUCAAUUGAUUUUGUA